AUGAGCCGCUUCAGCUUCAUGGGACAGCAGAGUGCCACUCUCACAGCUCAUCAGACAGAACUCAGUGUGCCACUGACACUGAUGCAGCCGGCGGCUGACGCGGGGCCGCGUCCCUCGGAAGAGGAAGCCGGCAGCGGAGCGGAGCGGAGCGGCGGCCGGGGCAGGCAGGGGCGCGGCGGGGCGAGGGGCAGCGGCGGGCCCGCGCUGGGGGCGGCCGGGGCGGCGGAGGAGGGGGCCGGCGGGGGCGGGCGCUCCCCGCCCGCGGGGCUGGGCGGCGGCUCCCCCCGCGGCCCGAGCCCCCGCCGCGCCCUGCCCGUGCCCCCCCUCCGCGUGCGGGGCUUCUGGCCGCUGCUGACCGCGCUCUGCACCGCGCUCCUCUGCCUCUACCAGGCGCUGCGGGGGAGCGCGGCCGGCGGGGGCGCGGGGGGCCCGGAGGACGCGGCGGCGGAGGCGGAGGAGGCGGCGGGGUCCGGGGUGCCGCUGCUGAAGGGCUCGGCGCUGCUGCUGCUCGGCUGCCUGCUCGCCCGCUGCUGCGGCGCGGCGGGCGGCGGCCCCCGGCGCGGCGGGGCGCGGUGCCCGGCGGGGGCGCGGCGCGGAGCCCUGGAGCGGUUCCACGCGCGGCAGCUGCGGGUGUCGCCGCACGUGCUGGGCCACAGCAAGGCGCACGUGGGGCGGGUGGUGGCCGAGCUGGUGCGCGCCGCCAAGGCGCAGGGGCUGCAGCCCGGCCCGCUGGCUCUCAGCCUGCGCGGGGACUUCGUGCGCAUCGGCAGCGCCUACGAGCAGCACAAGGUGCGCAGCCCCGACUGCUUCGACAUCCUGGUGCCCUUGCGGCUGCCGCCGCACCUGGAGCCCCAGCCGCGCCGUGCUGACGGGCUGGGGCCGUGCGGCGCCUUCGUCUGCGGCCUGCGGGCGAGGGACGGCUGGACGCGACGCUGCCGGCCCUUCGCCGAGGGCUUCUGCGUGGAGCUGCAGGGCCGCAGCCACCUCUCCUCGGGGCUGGUGCUGCGCUGGUUCCAGGGCCAUCUGCAGCGGUGCCUGAGCUCCGUGCGGUAUCGGCUGCAGGAGCGGUGCCGCGUCAGCCUCUCGGCGUGCCCCGGGCAGCCGCCCACGCUGCACAUCCUGCCCUGCUCCGACUACGUCUGCUGCCACAUCUCCAUGGCCGUGCGCCUCAUCCCGGCCAUCCCUCUCGGCGACGCGCUCUACCUCACGGCCCUGCCGCCCGAGGGCCCCCGCGGCUCCCUGGGCCCCGAGGCGCUCUGGGGCCUCAACGCCUCGCGGCAGGAGCAGCGGCUGCUGGGCUGGCUGAAGGAGCAGGCUCCGGCCGCCUCCUGCCACCUCAAGUGCCUGCAGAUCCUCAAGGGCCUGCGGGACCUCCGCAGGCAGGGCCUGGAGGAGCCCUUCUGCUCCCAGUGGGGCCGGGUGCUCUCCUCCUACGCACUCAAGACCGCGCUCUUCUCUCUGCUGCUGCAGGGGCCCUUGGAGGCCUGGGAUGAGCGGUUCCUGGUGGAGCGGCUGGAGGACCUGGUGCUGUACCUGCGGGACUGCCUGCGCAAGCAGGUGCUGAUGGAUUUCUUCCUGGGCAACACCAGCAUCCCCGAGGCCGUGGCACUGCCCCGGUUCCUCAAGGAAGCGGCCCCCGUGAACUUGCUGUCUGCCUUCGACGGGCCCACGCUGGACCUUGUGGCCUUCCAGCUGAUCAGCACCUGGAUCCAGGCCCCGCACAUCAUCAGGAUGUACAGCAGCCCCCGGUACUUGCGGCCAGCGCCCGCCCCGUGCCGACACAUGGCUGAGGCCGGGCAGGAGCCCCCGGGAGAGUGAGCUGGGGAGGGAGAGCCGCUGGCACCCAGGGAUCCUCUGGGGCAUCGCACACUCCCUGCUCGCUGGUGCUUCAGGAGCCUGCAUCUGACUGAGGAUGCUGGGACUGAUGGAAUGUGCUUCUGUGGUUUUGUUCCUGACAUGAGAAGACCAAGACUUACUGAAAUUGUGUUUCUCGUUCUCAUUGGUUGUACGUGGGAAAACUUGGACAUUUCUGGGGAAACACGUUGGUCGUCAAGUGUUGCCUUCAGUCAAGUUUGCAAACUGAGAGGCUCAAACUGACGUUUUUAGAAAUUCAUGUUAACUUCUUGUCUUAGUGACAAAAUAGAGCUUUUUUUCUGAGAUUUUCUUUAUAUGAUGCAAAAUCCAUGUGGGAUUUAAAAAUCUUCUAAGUGCAAACAGCCCCCCCCCACCCCAUCCAUCAAUGUACCAAGAUGUUCUUAAAAUGUGAUGAGCACUAGAGCAUGGGUGUGGAUCACAGUUUGAAAUACUCAAUGCCGUGCUUUAAAUUUCCUGGGUAAUCGAGCACAUUGUGCUAAAUAGAAAUGUAACACAUGUUAAUGUAAACUUGAGGGAAGAAGUGAAACUGCUCUGUUAACAGGAUGAAGAAUCUAGUUUCACAUUUGUGUUCAAGUGAAGGUUAUACUGAAGGAUUGAAAUGCAAAUAGAAGGAAACAAAUAGCACUUUAUUUUCACAAAGAUCUUAUUUUUAGGAUAAUUGGCUGCACUAAAUAUUGCUAUUGAGGAGGCAUUAGUAUUUUGUUAAAGGAGUAGUUUUUGAAAUAUCCCACGGAAAAUCUUUUAAAGAAAUACUCUGAGGUUCAUUUGUUUGUGGGUUCUAGUUGAGUUUUAUUAUUUGUUUCUGUAUUCAAGUAUUAUUUUCUUAGAAUACGCUUUACCUCAAGGACCAACAACAAGAUAAGAAAUUUUGUAUUAUAUUUUGGAACAAACCUUAAACCAGUCCAAAUCUCAGUGCCAUAAGCUGACUGCAGCACCCUCCUGCUCCCUGGUAGGAGUUUGGUGGGAUUUUUGGAUGACUGCCUAACCAGUUGUCUGAUUGUGUCAGUGUUUGAACCAAAUAACCUUGAUGGGAUUUUCUAGUUUUGUACUAUAGCAAAUUGUUAUUUUAUUAUGGGAAGAAGGAAGUAAAGUAUUUCAGGGUACUUCAGAAUUAUUUAGCACUGAUUUGUGGUACAGUGGCAGUCUUGGACUAUAGAUUCUGGUGUCCUCUGAGUAUAAAUAUUAGGCAGAUAAUUGCCACUUUUUGUCUGGUUAUGUCCCAGUUGCUGGGACGUAAUCCAGUUUUGUCUGGUUAUGUAUCCAGUUGGAAUAACCUGUUGAGUUGUGAUGCAGCCAGGUUUGCAAGUGUCCUUAGCUACUACUGCAGGUGUGCCAGGGUGUCAGAAAAUUCAGAAUUUCAAAUCCUUGCUUUUUUUGGUCACCUGCUCAAGUAUUUGAUGGAUUAAGCCCCAAAAUGUGUUGCUAAAUUGCAGGUGCUCAGGAAGCUGAGCAUGUGCCUUAUUACCUGCAAUGCUGUGUCCUGACUGAGCACUCUGGAAUUGUGAAGGACCAAGUGUAGCUUCAGGCAGCUUUAGGAUAGCCUGAAGUUACUAACCUGCUCUUCUCCCUGAUGUAUUGGUGUGCUUUAUUCACGGUUCUGUGCAUCAGAACAUGAAACAAACAUUUUCAAAAUCUAUAAAGCUUAAUACAAAUCUAUUUUUCUAAAUGGAAACACUCCCUAGGCAGAUGUUUGCCUACUUCUGUCUGUUUCUUUAACUGCUCUUGCAGUCAUAUUUUCAGGUAAUUAUGGCAUAGGUCACACCCACAAGCUGGGUUAUUUUUGUAUUUGAAGCACUGUGCUUCUUUCUACAAAUACAAAUAGUGUAUUUAUAGGUAGUAUUGAUCAAAUGUUCUUUGCACAUGGUAUUUAAGACUAAGUCAAUUACAUUGGUGUUUCUGGGUUAUUGUUUGCUUUUUUUUUUUUGGUAGCAGACCAUGAUAUGUACUAUUUUUGCAGGCUUCUGUUUCUUGGUAUUUAAAAUAAGAUGCAGUUCUGCAAUCAAAGCCAUUGAAUCUUUUGCCCAAAGAAGAACUAGAUGGCCAGCCCAGGGUAUUGUGGCUGCCUGAACUUUUGACAUGAAAACCCUUGAGCUGUUAAUUCUGGCAUCAUGAUCACUUCAGUCAGCUGUCUGUCUGUUUAUAUCAGUGCAUCCUUGCCUCAGAAAAGGGAUCUUUUCUCUGGAAAGGGGUGUACAUUUGUUUAGUAUUGCCACAAUACAGGAAACCUGUAAUGGACUUGGUAAGGACUUCCUCACGAAAAUGUAGUAAGGUCAGGAGAAUAGAGUUGCAUUGGAAAAUACAUGACAAGAAGAGAUGGUGGAGAAUGUAAAUAGUUUAGAAAAUGAAAGUUGGGCUGAGGAGUGAGUGACAGUGACGGUGAACUCUCAGUGAAGAUG
Molecule: messenger RNA, 4271 nt
Organism: Poecile atricapillus (Black-capped chickadee)
Lineage: Eukaryota; Metazoa; Chordata; Aves; Passeriformes; Paridae
Gene: ITPRIPL2
Product: ITPRIP like 2
Exons: 2
Coding region: 1-1818 (605 amino acids)
Source: RefSeq, a predicted model, not a curated record